UCAUUGUUGUUCAUUUUCGCCGUAGUUGUUGCUGCUGCUGCCUCCGUUUCGUCCUUCUUUUUCUCCUCCUUUCGCGACCACAAAAGUCAGCCGACGAACGUCGUCGAACCCGCUAAAACAUUUCAAGCAAAUCGCUGAAUGGGAUGCUAAGCUAACAUGCGAGAUUAACGUUCGUUUUCUUUUUUUGGGCACAUUUCUAGCACACAGACGCACAACACACCAUGGAGCAUUCCACUACUACCGCGUCGGAGAACCCGCAUGCGGAGUUCGGCCUGACGGACAGCAUCCAGCGGACGCUGGAGCAGGAGAAGACGUCCGCCAAGCAGAAAGUUGACCUGCAGGCGCUGCCCACGCGCGCCUACCUCGACCAGACCGUCGUGCCCAUCCUGCUGCAAGGCCUUGCCGUGCUCGCCAAGGAGAGACCUCUGAACCCCAUCGAGUACCUGGCGGCAUUUCUCCUCAAGAACAAGUCACAGUUCGACGAACGAAAUUGAAGCGUUUUCACUUUUUUUGUCAAUAAAAUGUCUCACACACA
Messenger RNA from Phyllopteryx taeniolatus (common seadragon), 535 nucleotides. It is a transcript of the gene dpy30, whose product is annotated as dpy-30 histone methyltransferase complex regulatory subunit. Lineage: Eukaryota; Metazoa; Chordata; Actinopteri; Syngnathiformes; Syngnathidae. The transcript is spliced from 5 exons. Bases 222 to 494 code for a protein of 90 amino acids. The record is from RefSeq and is a predicted model, not a curated record. Gene Ontology annotation, cellular component: Set1C/COMPASS complex.